AUGGAUUCCUCAAAUACUGAUGCCCCUUACGGCAAAAAGAAGGAGCACUUCUGGGCUUUAGCUGGUGGUGCUCUCAUCAUCAUUGGCGUUACUUUAUCUACAAGAAACCCUAAUCACCUUAUUAGGAUAUUCUAUGAAAAGCUUGGUUUACAUGCAAUCUAUCGAAACCAAAGGAUAACCCUGGCAACUCCGUUGCCUAAUGUACCCAUUUCUCCACUUUUGGCUGAUUUGGUGGCGGACUUGAAAUCUGGCAGCGUGCCACUGCCUAUCAAGAUUAAUGGGAGGCUGAAAUGGAAGAUUAGCUCGUCCAUGAUUCCUGGAAUAUAUCAAUUGAUCGUGCAUUGUCCAGCUUAUGUUCUUCUUCGCAAACCGAGAAAGGUGGAUUCAGCAGUCAAGUGUGAGUUUGUGGAACCUUGUAAAGUGAUAGUCAACUAA
Dovyalis caffra is the source of this 435-nucleotide messenger RNA. The record is from the annotation of a GenBank genome assembly. NCBI's taxonomy places the organism in Eukaryota, Viridiplantae, Streptophyta, Magnoliopsida, Malpighiales, Salicaceae.